GAUCAGCUGCGGCUCAGGGAUCGCGGCAUACGCCUCGGCGAUGUCGAGGCGGCGAUUGAGCGGCUGUGUAGGGAAGCAGGGGCCGGCGGCGGCGGCGGCAGGCAUGGCGGCAACGCACGCUCUAUGACGGGUGUGGUGGGCAUCGAUGCGUGCGUGGGAGUGGUUCUCGACGCCUUUGAGCCAGCCCUUGGAGCCAGCGUGUCGGCGGCGGCGGUAGCGGCGAGUGAUGGGGCGAUCCUGAGCCGCGGCGCCUGCAGCGGGGUUGCCAUAGGUGGUGUGGUGGGCAGUGGGAUGGCGGCGCCAGGCAUCGUGGCUGCCUCUGUCGGGCAGGUUGGCGCCGUCAGCUUCGCCCAGCAAAAGCAGGCAGGCAUCAGCUUACCACAAUUGCAGCAUCGACAGGAGUACCAGUAUCAGCAGCAGCAGCAGCAGCAGCAGCAGCAGCAGCAGCAGCAGCAGCAGCAGCAGCAGCAGCAGCAGCAGCAGCAGCAGCAGCACGUGCAACAGCAGCAGAACCUGCAGGAGUCUUCACUAGCAGAGCACAAGCAGCAGCAGUCGGGAGAGCCAUGUCGCCUUUCUCUCCACAACCAGCAGCUUCUCUAUCAACCUACUUCUCAGCAGCAGCAGGAUCCAUACUCACAGUACCCCCAACAGGCUGCUGAAGCGGCUGUGGCGGCAGCAGCCGCCGCCGAAGCGGCGUCGGCUGCUGUUGCCGCGGCUGCGACAACGGCCGCCAUGCAGCUGCUGCUUGCAUGGACGUCACACGUGCCGCUCGCACCGCACUCGCCCCAUCAACCAGCCCCGCAACUGGCGCUCCCGCAGCUGCUGUGUCUGGCGCUUGCCCUGGCGGAAGCGGCAUUCCAGGGCGCUGGCGCAGCCCUGCCACCUCAGCUGCGCACCGGCGCCUGCGCAUCGGCGCUGGGCAGCGCCCUGCAGGCCGCAUCCGCUGCCCUUGACGGCGCGCUGCGACCGCUCAGGGCGGCAGAGGGCGUCAUCUCCGAGGCAGCGCUGCGCGGUGCAGGCGAGGUGGAGUGUGCGGCGCUGUGCGCGGGUCACUGUGGCGGCGAGUUGCUCGAGGCCGCGCGAUGCCUGCUGAUAGCUUGCGCACAGCUUAAGCCGGCACAUGAGUGGUUUGCAGCGGAGGGUGCGUGGAUUGUGCAUGACGGCAUGCGGCACGCAUUUGUGCAGGAUGCAGCGGCGCGGCUGGCGGCGGCGGUGCUUCACCGGGAGGACGGCCGCCCGGAGGGCCUUGAGACAUGGGCCGGGCUGCAGCGGCUGCCACAGGCCGUUGAGGCGCUGCGGGGGAUCAGCACGCAGCUGCAGGUGGCGGCAGCCGGUGCGACCGGCGGCUAUGCAAGCAGCGCUGCGCCGCCGUACUUGUAA
Messenger RNA from Monoraphidium neglectum, 1380 nucleotides. RefSeq lists its product as hypothetical. Lineage: Eukaryota; Viridiplantae; Chlorophyta; Chlorophyceae; Sphaeropleales; Selenastraceae. The record is from RefSeq and is a predicted model, not a curated record. The annotation marks the transcript as partial. The transcript has a single exon.